This is a messenger RNA of Opisthocomus hoazin, 951 nucleotides long. The record is from RefSeq and is a predicted model, not a curated record. NCBI's taxonomy places the organism in Eukaryota, Metazoa, Chordata, Aves, Opisthocomiformes, Opisthocomidae.
AUGAGAACCGCCUGCAUUCUGCGGAAGCGUGAAGUGCAGGACAGGCGGCCCUGGAGGGUCUGCUGGCAUGGAAGGGGCUUGGUGCAGCAACAAGGGAUAAGCCACAGCAGCAGAGAGCUGGCCAAGUCACCACUGGUGCCCCCCUCGCAAGGGCGGACAACGGGCCUCGCGCUGAGCACGUCCGCGCUGCUGGAGAGCACGCCCUGCUCCUCGGCCGGACGCGUCCCCACCCAACGCACAGCGACGGGGCCGGCAGCUAAAGGAGGAAGCGAAAAGAUGCUGGAAGAGGCAGCAACGGCAGACUUGGAAAUAACAGAAAUAAACAAGUUAACAGCAGAAGUUAAUCAGACUCCCUUAAAAAGCACCAAGAAAGUGGAGAAAUCUAAACAGGAUAUUGAGGCUAUUGAAGAAGAAGCAGAGCCCCCUUUUCUUCCUCUAGCAAAGAAAGCAAAACAUGAUAGCCAAUGUCUUCCAGAGCCAGAGGCUGAAAACGUGAAUCCAAGAACUGGAAAGGUGAAGACAUCCACUAAAAAAGUGCCAGUGUCCAGGACCAGAAGAGCUCCUUCAGCGAGAGUGAAGCGCCUGAGUAAAAGAUCAAGCAAAAACAACUUUAUCACUCCAGCUACUGGUAGAAUUGUUGAUAUGUCUGCUCAGGGAGGUACCUCCGUGAUCACACACAAAUUUGAUUCCAGAGUUUUCAAGACACCAGGUUUGCGCACACCUGCAAUAAAUGAACGUGUUUACACCAUCUCUGCCAACGGCAGCCCCCUUGCUGACAGCAACGAUAUCUUCAUUACAGUCCCUGUGGGAGGAGGGGAGAGCAUUCGUUUAACAGCAAGUGAUUUGACCAAGAAGAAUCUUCUUCACCUGCAUCCGGAGGCCCAAGGAAUUAUGAAGAAGCUAUCAGUUCGUCUCGCACAAGCUUGCAGCGGUGCAAAAACCUAUAGAUGA